[Torrubiella] hemipterigena is the source of this 1752-nucleotide messenger RNA. Lineage: Eukaryota; Fungi; Ascomycota; Sordariomycetes; Hypocreales; Clavicipitaceae. The record is from the annotation of a GenBank genome assembly.
UCAAAGGCGUUAAUUUGCUGGACAAGCAAAAGGAUAAGGCUUCCAUUGGCUCCAUUUCCCUUGCCGCACCGCCAGCUGUCAUUCUUACAUCACUACCAACGGCGCGUGUGCCCUUGGCCUUCUUUCUUGUCGCUCUCUUUUAACUUCUUCUUCGGCUUUUAUCCCUUUGGAAACUUGCGCCUUUCGAUAUCACGAGCUUCGAUCUCAGUGGCACCUUAUAUCGCCAUCACCUCAAAGGCUCCCCCUUUGACCGAUUAUCUCCUGCUGCUCGACAGCCACGCCCUCAUAUUCACGAGAAAUCGCAUUCUUUGACGACUACUCUCUCAGGGCGACUCUGACGAUACUCGACCAACCGAGCGAUCUACCCCUGCAAUUGACUUUACUGUUGGCAACCAACGCUGCUCAACAGACCAUAUACCCCCACGAAUCUGUACAAUUCAACAGACACAAGGCGUUUUCGUGACCUCUAACCAGGUCAGCCCAUACGAAAGCGAUGCAUUUCGCUUACCCCCCGCGGAAGAGCUCGAACCCGCCGCCUUUCCGCGCCGCUGGCUCGGGAUUCGCUGUUCCUCGUCGCGCCCGCUUGAGAACGAUUUCGCUCAGUCUGCUCGCCUUUAUUGCGAUUGUCUAUCUCCUAUUCUGGCCCAGCCAAAAGAAUCCCUAUCAUGAGCGUCAGCCGUCAGGCAACCCGCCUGUGGUUAUGGUGACAGUGCUGGACCACAAACACUAUAGCAAGGAGUAUCUCGAUACGGUCAAGGAGAACCGCCAGCUGUAUGCAAAGACGCAUGGCUACAAGGAGUUUACUGUCAACGCCUACUCGUACGACACCCAGGGCGCACCGUCGUCAUGGUCCAUGCUCAUGGCCAUGCGCCACGCUCUUACCAAGUACCCUGACUGCAAAUACGUUUGGUACCUCGACCAGGAUGCCUAUAUCAUGGACAUUUCAAAGUCUCUUGAAUCCGUUGUCUUGUCCAACAGCAAGCUAGACAGCCUUAAAAUCAAGGACCACCCUGUUGUUCCCCCCGACUCGAUUAUCAAGACUUUUGGCCAUCUCCGCGCCAACGACAUUGAUCUGAUCUUGUCGCAAGAUAAGACGGGCCUUGUUCACAACAAUAUCAUACUGCGUAAUGGCGAAUGGGCUAAAUUUUUCUUGGAGACUUGGAUGGAUCCCUUGUACAGAUCAUACAACUUCCAAAAGGCUGAGCGCCACGCUCUUGAACAUAUUGUUCAAUGGCACGCGACAAUUCUGGCCAAGCUGGCCCUCGUCCCUCAACGAACCUUCGCCUCGUACCUCCGAGCCAACAUGGGCGAUCCAUACCAAGACGGCGACUUUGUUGCCAUGUUUGCUGGCUGCACAGCCACGGGCCGCGAGAGCUGCGAAGCCGUAUCGAGCGACUACUUGAAGAAAUGGAAGGCCAAGUCGGGCUAGAGGAUGAGGCGGUGGUGGUGGCAGUGGCAGGAGGAUAGAAUGCCGAAGGACGGUCUGUUUUGAACAUAUAGGAAAAACUGGCGUUUGCUGCGGACGCAUAUAAAGAGGCAUGUAUCUACCUGGGGAUUCCUACGGCGUUUUUACACUUGAUUGUUUUCUGUACAGGGCAGUUGGGGGAGGAUUUGUAUUCAUUCUUUGGAGGGCAUGGGGAACACUUGCUCUCUCACUCUUAUUUUUUAUGCAUUGCCCUUGGGUGUAGGAGGUAAUUCUAAGGAUACAAUUUUCGCAUUUAAUGAAAAGCAAAAAGUAAACUUUUACCAAGU